AGAAAUUAAAAAUAAUCAAGAAUCUAUUAAAAAAUUUUAAAGUAUCUAUGAAUUUUCCCUUUUUUAUAUAAUUUAAAAAAAGAAAAUUUUUUUUCAGUAGAUUGAAGAUCUCGAAUAGCAUAGUAUGAGAAGAAAAAUAUUUUUAUCAAAUUUAGUUAGAUCAUAAUAACAAUGAUAUGUCCAUUUAAAGGAAGUUUAUAAUUCAAAACGAUGAAGAAUAUACAACUACAAAUAAAAUAUUUCGAAUUUCAAAAAUUAUAUAAAUCCUUAGCUUUUUCCUUCGAAAAAUCUUCAGUUCGAUUCGAAAAAAACUAGAAGUCGAAACAAAAAAAAAAUAAAAUAAAAUAAAAACAAAAAUAAAGUUAAAGAAGUCUAAAAUUCAAUUAUGAAGUUCACGACUCUUGCUUGUUUGGCAAUCUUGGGGAUUUCGACCUUGAAUGAAGUCAAUGCUGCUCCUAUUGCCGAGAUCGGAAUAAAUAAUAAACGCGACACAACACCUUCAUAUGAUUAUAAAGACAAAAAGGACAAAAAAGAUGAUUAUUAUGGUGGCAAAGAUGAUGAAUACUAUGGCGGAAAAGAUGAUGAUUACUAUGGCGGCAAAGACGACAAAUAUGAUGAUGACAAAAAGAAAUCCUACUACAGACGAUCUGCCUUAGCCUCCCGGGGUAACAAAGAUGAUGAUUACUACGGCGGCAAAGAUGAUGAUUACUAUGGCGGCAAAGAUGAUGAUUACUACGGCGGAAAAGACGAUAAAUAUGAUGAUGACAAAAAGAAAUCAUACUACAGACGAUCUGCCUUAGCCNNCCCAGGCGACAAAGAUGAUGAUUACUA
Molecule: messenger RNA, 831 nt
Organism: Rhizophagus irregularis DAOM 181602=DAOM 197198
Lineage: Eukaryota; Fungi; Glomeromycota; Glomeromycetes; Glomerales; Glomeraceae
Source: RefSeq, a predicted model, not a curated record